Molecule: messenger RNA, 2112 nt
Organism: Mugil cephalus (flathead mullet)
Lineage: Eukaryota; Metazoa; Chordata; Actinopteri; Mugiliformes; Mugilidae
Gene: ada
Product: adenosine deaminase
Exons: 11
Coding region: 26-1210 (394 amino acids)
Biological process (GO): T cell activation; adenosine catabolic process; purine ribonucleoside monophosphate biosynthetic process
Cellular component (GO): external side of plasma membrane; cytosol
Molecular function (GO): adenosine deaminase activity
Source: RefSeq, a predicted model, not a curated record
AACAAAAAAGGCGUGUCCCUGAGUCAUGCAUAUAAUAGCCAGGCGAGCUGCGAUAGGCUUCGGCUCCCCAGUCCUCAGCUCACUGUACACUAGCAGACUCCCCGGCAGGCUCUCAACGAUGGCCGAUCACUCCUCUGAACAAGUGGUAUUCAACAAGCCAAAGGUUGAGCUACAUGUGCACCUCGAUGGAGCCAUCAGGGUGCAGACUAUCCUUGAUGUGGCCCGGAAACGUGGCAUGAAUCUGCCAGCAAAUUCCGUGGACAAGAUGACACAGAAGAUUAUUCUUGAACAGCCGUCCACGCUCACCGGGUUCUUGCAGAAGUUCCAUGAGUAUAUGCACGUGGUUGCUGGAGACAGAGAGGCCAUAAAGAGGAUAGCCUAUGAGUUUGUUGAAGACAAGGCCAAGGAGGGCGUGAUUUAUGUCGAAGUCAGAUACAGCCCGCAUUUUCUAGCAAACUGUAAAGUGGAGCCCAUUCCAUGGAACCAGACAGAAGGCGACUUGAGCCCCGACGACGUGGUGCACCUGGUUAACGAAGGCCUCCGUGAGGGGGAGAGGGCCUUCAAUAUCAAAGCCAGGUCCAUUCUAUGCUGCAUGCGCCACAUGCCAAGCUGGUCCAUGGAUGUCGUGAGGCUGUGUAAGAAAUAUCAGAAAGACGGAGUGGUCGCCAUUGAUCUGGCAGGUGAUGAGUUACUCAACUGUGAAGCUAAUCCAGAACACAGGAACGCCUACGAGGAAGCGGAGCGCUGCGGGAUCCACAGGACGGUCCAUGCAGGAGAGGUGGGCCCGGCGUCCGUGGUGAAGGAGGCCGUAGAGUUGCUCAAAGCUGAACGAAUCGGACACGGAUACAGAACCCUGGAGGACCAAGCCCUGUACAGAAAGCUGCUGGCCCAAAACAUGCACUUUGAGAUGUGUCCUAUUUCUAGCAAGCUAACAGGUGCCUGCGACCCGGACUUCACCAAACACCCUCUCAUCACUUUCAUGAAAGACAAGGCCAACUACUCCAUAAACACGGAUGACCCUCUGAUCCUCAACUCAACCCUGCACCACGAUUACCACACUGUGCACAGAUACAUGGGAUUCACUGAGGAGGAAUUCAAACGAGUGAACAUCGUCUCUGCAGAGUCGAGCUUCCUGCCUAAGGAUGAGAAGAGGGAGCUCCUCGAGAAACUAUACGAGGCCUACGGGAUGACUCAGAGCACCGCCUUAUAAACACAGCCAGGAAAUCUGAGGAUGAAACUUAACCCAGGAACAUAUCGCUCUGAACCCUUUAACUCCCCCCCUCAACCCCACCAGACACAGUGAAAUGUGUUUAUACUUAUCUGUAAUCCACCAUAAAGCAUGUACACCUAUGGCUGCUGCCUUCACCUCAUGUAUCUGCGCAUCAUGUCACUUGCAUCCCUUUAAUGUGUUGGUGUCAGAGGCAGUCAUUGUCCUCUGCAUGGUGCAAAAUUAAGGGAAUGUUGUCUUUGUGUUUUUUUUUAAGCGGAUUUUGUUAUAUCAAACCUCUGGAUACAUUCUUUGUCUUGUGUUUACAUCCUUUUCGUUUUGAAGACAACCAGGGAAGCUUUAGAUGCACAACUACUCAAUACUUGUGAAGUUUAACAGUCGUUAACACUUUGUUUAGUCUGAAAAGGAAGAAUGGGGGAGGUCAUUUACUUUGCGUUUUUAGCUGAAAUAUUAGCAUCCUCACAUACAGGAUGAAGGCUACCUGAAAAAGAAUUUACUACCUGUGUUUUAAAUUCUAGUUUACUGUAACUAUCCAUUUUUCGGUCCAAACCAGGUGAAGUAAAGGAAAUCCGCCGUCAGAAACAAAUGUGCUUAUUACCCUCUUACAUGCAAAAACUGCAGGAGUCAUCAGGUGAAAACAGCUCAAUACCAAAUAUGUAGUCUUACAUUUGAACACUGGGUGGCACUAAUGUUCAAACCACAGCUGGCCGAAUGUGGUUUUAGCUUGAUAAUUACCCUCUCAGUUCUUUGGAUGUACAUAUUUAUUUAAAAUAUUUUUUCAUUUCAUUAAAAUAAAAACAAGCACUUCCAUUUAUAACCAGCACAUUUAUGAGACGUAUGGAGAAAAAAAAACAUCUCUGAACAUAAUAAAAGCUGUGAUGAAA